Molecule: messenger RNA, 647 nt
Organism: Trichoderma atroviride IMI 206040
Lineage: Eukaryota; Fungi; Ascomycota; Sordariomycetes; Hypocreales; Hypocreaceae
Source: RefSeq, a predicted model, not a curated record
AUUUAAAAUUGUGUUUGCAUUUUUUUCUUUCUUGUGUAAUUUCUACCCAUGCUUCCCUUCUCCCCGUUGCCUCUCAACCGUGGUAUCUUUCUUUCCCUUCUCAUCUCUUCAUUCGGGGUUGUGGCUCCUAUGACCUGUCCCAUUUGUCUCGCUGAAGACCUGCUUCCCGACUUGCCUAACCCGCCUUCUGGAGUUUGUCCCUCCUCCUUGAACUUCCCUAUUUGUAUACCGAAAAUAAUAGAUUCCGAGAGCUGUAAGUAGUACCAAACAAAAGAACCAAGAAAUUAAUUUCCUCCACAGUACCCAGGUUUUUGAUGUUAUCCAAACAACCAAGCCUUUAAAAAAAAAAAAAAAAAGAUGCGCAAAACGAGCGAGCAUAUAAACACAGGAAAAAAACAAAUUUGAUAAGUACACGGAAGGAAAAAGUAAAGGCAAAAAAAGCCAUGUAUGGUUAUAUGUGCAAGGUGAUAGAUGAUUUUUUUUUCCCUUUCCUUCUCCUGUCCUUGGUGGUUUUUUAUUUCAGCCAGAAACGCCAGGAAGCGGAUCUCUCAAAUUGUACACCCGUUUUGAGCUUUUAACUCUGCCAUUGGCAAAGGAAGAUGAGAGUAAAGAGAUCAACUCAUUGGCAAGGGUUUAGCUUGGCCAUG